AUGGAUCCUUGCCCCCCACCCCCUCACCUACCUAUGUAUAAAUGUCAUGUUAUUUCGAUCAAGUUAGAGCAAAAGCAAAUUCUCUUGCAAAACAAUCCAACUUUUUCCUUUUUGAAACUGUGGUUGACGAUCGUUGCCGGAGAUAUGGCCAGUUUGCUGGACAAGGCGAAGCAAUUCGUUUCGGAUGCGGUGGCGAGCAUGGAGAAGCCGGAGGCGAGUGUGACGGAUGUCGAUCUGAAAGAAGUUAGUCUCGGUUCUGUGACUUAUCUGGCUAAGGUCAAGGUGUUAAAUCCUUACAGUGUAUCUAUUCCAAUCGGCGAGAUCCGUUACGUUCUUAAAAGUUCCGGCAGUGAGAUUGCAAGCGGAACAGUCCCGGACCCAGGUUCACUGAAAGGGGAUGGUGAGACGAUGUUAAACGUGGAUAUAAAAGUACCACAUAGUGUUUUGGUUAGCUUGGUGAAGGACAUUGGUAGAGAUUGGGAUAUCGACUAUGACCUUAAAGUCACACUCGUUGUUGAUCUCCCUCUCAUUGGUAACAUCAGCAUACCAAUCACUAGUACCGGUGAGGUCAAGCUCCCUACCCUCUCCGACUUCUUUACUUAAAUACAAUACCCUUAAAAAAUCAUAAAUAAGAUCAAUCUUGUACGUGUGAUCACACACUUUUCAAUUAUCUUAUGUAUAAGUUUUUUUUAAUUCCGAGGAUAGCUAUAUACAAACUUAUAUUUAUUAGCGAACAUCAUGUAUUUGUCACAAAAUUGCACCCUUCCUUUAAGUAA
This is a messenger RNA of Lactuca virosa, 776 nucleotides long. The record is from the annotation of a GenBank genome assembly. NCBI's taxonomy places the organism in Eukaryota, Viridiplantae, Streptophyta, Magnoliopsida, Asterales, Asteraceae.